Messenger RNA from Paramecium pentaurelia, 684 nucleotides. The record is from the annotation of a GenBank genome assembly. Lineage: Eukaryota; Ciliophora; Oligohymenophorea; Peniculida; Parameciidae.
AUGAUGAUCAAAUUAUUUUACUCUUUCGAUCAAAUACAAACCAAUAAGAUUUUGAUUAUUAAUAAUCUGUUAUUGAAAAUGAAGAAAUGUAAAUUAAAUUAUAAGAAAUUCAAUUUAAAUCUAAUGGAAUUUUAUAUUAAAGUGAAUCCAAAUUAUUAAUUAUCAGCAUUUUUUAAUUAUGUUACAAGUAGAUUCAUAAUGGUAAUGUAGUCAAAAUAAAUUGCAAUCAUUUUUAUCAUAUAAAUUGCUUAAGGUUUUGACAGAGAUGUAAAUUAUGGAUAGAACUAUGUGUUAAAUUAAAUGUAAGUGUGGAAGCAAAUUAAGAACAAACAUCAUAAGAACUAUUCCAGAUCUAUCUAAUAGAAUAAAGUUACUUAAUUACUUAUUUUCUUCAAAUUAAUAUAGAUCUUACACACUGGCUUUAUUUAUUAAAGCAAUACUUCUACCUCAGGUAGAGAAUAAAAAUUAUAAAUUUCUAAAAUUAUAUCAUACUACAUAUAUAUAUAUCUAAUAUUGUAUUUUAUAAUUUAAAGAAUACGCUUAUAAUAAAUGAGAUUUUCAUAAGAUAUAAAUAAAAAAUCAAUAAUUGAAAUUAGAAUAGCAGUUAGAGUUUAUUUUAGUAGUAAAUUUGAAAUAUUUACAAAGUAAAUUAUCAACUUCUCUUUUAUAUAUAUCUUAAUUUGA